AUGGGGUCCCCUCCACCUGAGCCCUCGGCCCAAUCCCGCCCUGGCGAUAUAGACGUCACUAUACCCUCGAACAGCGAAGCCCAAAUUACAGAUGUAGAGAGCCCUGACGACGAUGAUAACGAAACUACCCCCUUACAAAAUAAGAGUAUCCAUCGAGUUUCACCUUCGCCGAUCAUUGCCGACCACCGUCGUUUCCCGUCGAUCGAUGAAAGCGAUAGAGAUGUUACUGUGGCCGAGCCAAACGAAGAAGAGGUCGCAGAAGAGAAACCAGUAACAUGGAGCUCACUGCCCAAGAAAGGCCAACUGGCCAUUCUGACCUUGGCUCGGUUGUCAGAACCGCUCACGCAGACAUCGUUGCAAGCAUACAUGUUUUACCAGCUAAAGUCGUUUGACCCGUCGCUGCCGGACUCGACGAUCUCGGCCCAGGCUGGUAUUCUGCAGGGAAGUUUUACGGCUGCACAGUUCUUAACUGCGGUCUGGUGGGGUCGUUUGGCAGACGCAGAUUGGAUGGGCCGUAAGAGAGUUCUUAUGAUCGGAUUAUUUGGUACAUGUGUCUCUGCACUUGGAUUUGGCUUUUCCAGAUCAUUUGUCACUGCGGCAGUGUUCCGCACGUUGGGUGGUAUACUUAACAGUAAUCAGGGUGUUAUGCGCACGAUGAUCUCCGAGAUCAUCGCCGAGAAAAAGUACCAAUCAAGGGCGUUUCUACUUCUUCCCAUGUGCUUUAAUAUUGGUGUCAUUAUUGGUCCAGUACUUGGAGGAUCGUUGGCGGAUCCUGUCCACAGCUUCCCUUGGCUCUUUGGACCUGGAUCUUUGCUUGGAGGUAAAAAUGGUGUGUGGUGGAUGGAACACUGGCCUUACGCACUGCCAAAUAUCCUGAGUGCUUGGUUCAUUUUCAUCUCAUUCCUCGGAAUUUUCUUUGGUCUUGACGAGUCUCAUGAAGUUGCAAAGUACCGCAGCGAUUGGGGUCGCGAACUUGGCAAGAGAAUUACUCGCGCUUUCGCUCGCGCUUUUCGCAGACGUACGCAUCAAUACAACCCCCUGACUCGCUCUGAUGAGGAUGCAUCCAUGUAUCUGGGUAGAUCCUCCUGGUCCGCGCCACCAAGUCCAGUUGUUGCACGAUCGCAGCCACCUCGACGUCCGCGAAAACGGGCUGGACUCCGACAAAUCUGCACCCGCAACGUCCUGCUCACGCUUCUGGCUCAUUUCUUGCUUGCAUUCCACACCAGCGCAUUUAAUUCCAUGACAUUUGUCUUCCUGCCCACACCCCGCGCUCCCGAGGAUAGCCGAGAUGGUUUCUUUCACUUCAGUGGAGGUCUGGGCUUGCCAUCUGCACGAGUUGGUCUUGCAACUGCCAUCAUUGGCUUCAUCGGUCUACCUCUUCAGAUCUUCGUGUAUCCUCGCAUCCAAGGGAAACUCGGAACACUCAUUUCAUUCCGGACUUUCCUCCCCCUUUCCCCUAUGGCGUAUCUACUGAUGCCUUUCCUUGUCAUUCUACCUCGCGUUCCCUACAUUGUUUGGCCUUCUUUCACUUUUGUGGUGUCUUUGCAAGUUCUUUCUCGCACUUUUGUGUUGCCUGCUGCCAUCAUCCUUGUCAACAACUCUGUGACUGACUCAACUAUUUUGGGUACAGUGCACGGUGUGGCCCAAAGUAUCUCCAGCGCUGCUCGUACCUUGGGUCCACUUAUCGGUGGAUGGGGUCUUGGCCUGGGCCUUAUAAAUAACAUGGUUGGUGCUAUUUGGUGGGCCCUGGCUGCUGAGGCUUUGCUUGGUUACGUUGUGUUAUGGUUUAUCUAUGAGGGCAACGGGAUUGAAAAGCCCAAGCCCAUUGUGGAGGAGGAACAAGAGGAGUAA
Molecule: messenger RNA, 1851 nt
Organism: Penicillium malachiteum
Lineage: Eukaryota; Fungi; Ascomycota; Eurotiomycetes; Eurotiales; Aspergillaceae
Product: putative MFS multidrug transporter
Exons: 3
Coding region: 1-1851 (616 amino acids)
Biological process (GO): transmembrane transport
Molecular function (GO): transmembrane transporter activity
Source: RefSeq, a predicted model, not a curated record